Molecule: messenger RNA, 3285 nt
Organism: Sorex araneus (European shrew)
Lineage: Eukaryota; Metazoa; Chordata; Mammalia; Eulipotyphla; Soricidae
Gene: GAA
Product: alpha glucosidase
Exons: 20
Coding region: 126-2948 (940 amino acids)
Biological process (GO): glycogen catabolic process; lysosome organization
Cellular component (GO): lysosomal membrane
Molecular function (GO): alpha-1,4-glucosidase activity; carbohydrate binding
Source: RefSeq, a predicted model, not a curated record
CCUGCAGCCGCCGCCUGGGCGCGCGGCCGUCACGUGGCGCGCCCGCCCCGCCCCGCGCCGGGGCCGGGCCGUGGUCAGCGGCGGGCGCACAUGCGUGGACGCGAGCGCGCGGAGAGCCCCGUGCCAUGGACCCGAGGUGGCCGCCCUGCCCUCGCCCGCUGCUGGGAGGCUGCGCCCUGCUGCUCCUGGCCACCGCGGCCCUGCUGGCACACACGCGCCUCGAUGACUUCACCGAGAACCCGCGAGAGCUCCGCAGCCUCUCCGGGGACCUGGGGGACCAGGCCAGCGCCCGGCAGCCGGGGCCCCCCAGCCCCAGGGCCCCGCCCAGCCCGCAGCAGUGCGAGGUGGCCCCCAGCAGCCGCUUCGACUGCGCGCCCGACAGGGGCGUCUCGGAGCAGCAGUGCAGGGAGCGGGGCUGCUGCUACCAGCCCGCGGGCCCGCCCAGGGGCGCCCGCCUGGGCCAGCCCUGGUGCUUCUUCCCGGCCGGCUACUGCAGCUACAAGCUGGAGAACCUCACGGCCACGGCCACCGGCUACUCGGCCGUGCUCACGCGCCCCUGCGCCUCCUUCCUCCCCAAGGACGUCAUGACCUUGCAGCUGGACGUGCUCAUCGAGACCAAGAGCCGCCUGCGCCUCACGAUCAGAGACCCCAAGAACAGGCGCUAUGAGGUGCCCUUGAGGACCCCCCAAGUCCACACACAGGCAGAGAACCCCCUCUACGAGGUGGAGUUGUCCCGAGACCCCUUUGGGGUGAUCGUCCGCCGGUCGGGGAACCACCGGGUGCUGCUCAACACCACGGUGGCCCCACUCAUCUUUGCUGACCAGUACCUGCAGCUGUCCACCUCCCUGCCGUCACAGUACGUCGUGGGCCUGGCUGAGCACCUGGGCCCCCUGAUCCUCAGCACUGACUGGACCAGGGUCACUCUGUGGAACCGGGACAAGGCCCCCACGCUCAACGAGAACCUGUACGGCUCGCACCCCUUCUACAUGGUGCUGGAGGCGGGCGGGCUCGCCCACGGGGUCUUCCUGCUCAACAGCAACGCCAUGGACGUGGUCCUGCAGCCGAGCCCGGCACUCAGCUGGCGGUCGACGGGAGGGAUCCUGGACAUGUAUGUCUUCCUGGGCCCCGAACCCAAGAGCGUGGUGCGGCAGUACCUGGACAUCGUGGGCUUCCCGCUCAUGCCGCCCUACUGGGGCCUGGGCUUCCACCUCUGCCGCUGGGGCUACACGUCCGCCAACGUGACCCUCCAGGUGGUGGCCAACAUGACCAGCGCCCGCUUCCCCCUGGACACCCAGUGGAACGACCUGGACUACACGGACGGCGGCAGGGACUUCACCUUCGACCCGCGGAGCUUCGGCGACAUGCCGGCCAUGGUGCAGGAGCUGCACGCGAGCGGCCGCCGCUACGUGAUGCUGGUGGACGCUGCCAUUAGUUCUGAGCACCCGGGGAGCUACCGGCCCUACGACGAGGGGCUCCGGAGGGGCGUCUUCAUCACCAACGACACGGAGCAGCCGCUCGUUGGCAAGGUGUGGCCGGGGCUCACUGUCUUCCCCGACUUCACCAACCCGGCCGCUGUCAGCUGGUGGGAGGACAUGGUGACCGAGUUCCACGCCCAGGUGCCCUUCGACGGCAUGUGGAUUGACAUGAACGAGCCGUCCAACUUUCUGGCGGGCUCUGUGAACGGCUGCCCGAACAAUGAACUGGAGAACCCGCCCUACGUGCCUGGGGUUGCUGGCGGCACCCUGCGGGCCGCCACCAUCUGUGCCUCCAGCCACCAGUUCCUGUCCUCGCACUACAACCUGCACAACCUGUACGGCCUGAGUGAAGCCAUGGCAUCCCACAGUGCGCUGGUGAAGGUUCGGAGGAAGCGCCCCUUCGUGAUCUCGCGCUCAACGUUCGCCGGCCAUGGCCACUAUGCCGGCCACUGGACAGGGGACGUGUGGAGCACGUGGGAGCAGCUCGCUUACUCCAUCCCUGGUGUCCUGCUGUUCAACCUCCUGGGGGUGCCCCUGGUCGGGGCGGACAUCUGCGGCUUCCAAGGAGACACCACCGAGGAGCUGUGCGUGCGCUGGACGCAGCUGGGCGCCUUCUACCCCUUCAUGCGCAACCACAACAGCCGCACCAGCUCGCCGCAGGAGCCCUACCGGUUCAGCGACGAGGCGCAGCGGGCCAUGCGGAAGGCCCUGAGCCUGCGCUACGCGCUGCUGCCCCACCUCUACACGCUCUUCCACCGCGCGCACGUCGACGGCGCCACCGUGGCCCGGCCCCUCUUCCUGGAGUUUCCCCAGGAUCCCCGCACCUGGACCGUGGACCGCCAGCUCAUGUGGGGGGAGGCUCUGCUUGUCACCCCUGUGCUGGACCCCGGGAGGACGGAGGUCACUGGUUACUUCCCAGCCGGCAAGUGGUACGAGCUGCACUCGGUGCCUCUAGACGCCAUGGGCAGCCUCCCGUCUCAGCCUACAGCAGCCCGUGUGUCUGCCAUCGCCAGCCAGGGGCAAUGGGUGACGCUGCCAGCACCCCUGGACACCAUCAAUGUCCACCUUCGGGAGGGACAUAUCAUUCCCCUGCAGGGUCCCGGCCUCACCACGACAGAGACGCGGCAGCAGCCCAUGGCCCUGGUCGUGGGCCUCACCGCGAGUGGGGACGCCCAAGGAGAGCUGUACUGGGACGACGGGGACAGCCUGGGGGUGCUGGAGGCCGGGGCUUACACACUGGUGGGCUUCUGGGCCAGGAAGAACACGGUCGGGAACGAGCCGGUGCGGGUGAGCAGUGAGGGGGCCGGUCUGCAGCUGGACAAGGUCCUGGUCCUGGGCGUGCCUGAGGCCCCACGGCAGGUGCUGUCCGACGGCGUGCCCGUCUCCAGCUUCAUCUACAACCCGGACACCCAGACCCUGCAGGUACCAGUGACCCUGGCCGUGGGGACGAAGUUUCUCAUCAGCUGGGACUGAGGCCUGGCUGUGCAGCCCGGCGGGGCCUCACUCUGUCUACCUCGGGGGGCCCCUCCCCCAGGCCCACCUGCUGUUAAGGUGCUGGGAGGGGCAAGGCCGGCACACGGCCAGGCCCCCACACCCGCCCCUGGCUCCACACCCGCCCCUGGCCCCACAUCCGCCCCUGGGACAGGGGUGUCCCUGCCCCCCCCCCGGCCACGCGGUUUGGACACUGAGGACAAGGGAGCCAGUGGCCAGAGCAGAUGCCCUGGGCAGGGGCCCGACCUCAGCAAGGCCCAGGGCCAUGAACUUUCUUCUCCAGUGAAACUAUUUUGAAUAAACAAACAUCCCAAUCCAG